This is a messenger RNA of Microthlaspi erraticum, 549 nucleotides long. NCBI's taxonomy places the organism in Eukaryota, Viridiplantae, Streptophyta, Magnoliopsida, Brassicales, Brassicaceae. The record is from the annotation of a GenBank genome assembly.
AUGAUCGAUGCCACUGAAAAGACAGAAACACCAGAGAAGUCAGCUGCUAUUGUAAUAGAGGAGAGUGGGAGCCCCGUAACGAUAUUGGAAGAAACUAUGAAUCUGAAUGAGUUUAAAAGCGUAAACUUAACGGCAGAUACUGAAAUGAAAGAGUACAGUGAUGAGAAGAAGCCAAGUGAUGUGACAAUCCGAAGGGAUCGAAAUGAAGAGGCUGAAAGUGGGAAGUCGGAGAUUAUCUACACUCAGGAUCUUAUUGUUAGUGAUUUGCGACUAAUGAGAAAUGUUCGGUCUACAGGAGAGGAAGGAGUAGUUGACUUCAAGCGAUUCAGAAAGGGACAUGUUACAUCCGGAAACAGCUUCAGUAGCCUAAUACCUUUCGCCAAGGAUCCAUACAAAGAGUACGAUAGCGGUGAAGUGGCAGAGUUUGUGAAAGAAGAGAAGAAGAGGAAGCAGAGGGAAGCCGUUGCAGAGGACUUGUUUAUCAAUGAAAAGGCUGGAAAGCGUGCAAAGGCUGGUGGUUCCAUUCGCGAGUUUCUCACUCGAAGUUGA